UCCGCUUUAGAGGAUCUACGGGCUCGUAGUUUCCGGUAUUACCACGUGGAACUCCAGUUUGGAUGCUUUCGGCAUGGCGGUUUUUGCAGGCCCAGCCAAGCCGCUUCUGUCCCUGAACCCGCAGGAGGAGGCCGAGUUUCACAAGGAAGUGGCUCAGGUUCGCCGGCGCGCAACUAAGCAACAGAAGCAAGAAAAAGAAAAACUUACUCCUGGAGUAAUUUAUGUGGGCCACCUCCCUCCAGCACUUUAUGAAACCCAGAUCCGAGCAUAUUUCUCGCAGUUUGGCACUGUUACAAGAUUCAGAUUGUCCAGAAGUAAAAAAACUGGAAAUAGUAAAGGCUAUGCCUUUGUGGAGUUUGAAUCUGAAGAUGUUGCCAAGAUAGUUGCUGAAACAAUGAAUAAUUACCUUUUUGGUGAAAGACUCUUAAAGUGUCAUUUUAUGCCACCUGAGAAAGUACAUGAGGAACUUUUCAGAGAGUGGCAUAUUCCGUUUAAGAAGCCAUCAUAUCCAGCAGUGAAAAGGUAUAAUCAGAAUAGGACACUUCUUCAAAAGCUGCGGAUGGAGGAGCGAUUCAAAAAAAAAGAAAAAUUACUCAGGAAGAGAUUAGCUAAGAAAGGAAUUGAUUAUAACUUUCCUUCAUUGAUUUUACAUAAAAAGGAGAAAAGCAAUGCUUCAAACACUGAUCUUUGUAAAUCCACAAAUAGCCAGGUGUUACCUAGGAAGAAGGAAAAAAAGGUUUCAGCCACACCUAACACUCUUCAGAAGACUGUGAGCAGCCAGGACCCCACACCAGUUUGUACACCAACAUUUUUGGAGAAACGAAAAUCUGAAGUGGCUGAAAUGAAUGAUAAUGAAGAUAAUGAAAUAGUUUUCAAACAGCCCUUAUCUGGCAUAAAAGAAGAAACACAAGAAACUAAAACACCUACACGUUCAAGGAAAAAAAGAUGAAGAAAAAGCCAUCAGUGAUUCUGAAUAUAUCAUGUAUACAUUUGGAAAAUGUGAUUUUAUGGUGAGGGCUGGAUAUUUUUUGGGGGGGGGGGGGGGUUUGCAUUUAAAUAGAUAAAGUAGAGUGCAGCUUUCAACAAGAUUAGAAGAAACACUGUUGGUUCAUGUCCAUAAGGGAAGUAAUCAGUAAUUGUGGCCUGCCUGCCCUAGCUGAAAUAUAG
Phyllostomus discolor (pale spear-nosed bat) is the source of this 1167-nucleotide messenger RNA. It is a transcript of the gene NIFK, whose product is annotated as nucleolar protein interacting with the FHA domain of MKI67. Gene Ontology annotation, biological process: maturation of LSU-rRNA from tricistronic rRNA transcript (SSU-rRNA, 5.8S rRNA, LSU-rRNA). Bases 74 to 949 code for a protein of 291 amino acids. The transcript has 7 exons. Gene Ontology annotation, molecular function: RNA binding. NCBI's taxonomy places the organism in Eukaryota, Metazoa, Chordata, Mammalia, Chiroptera, Phyllostomidae. The record is from RefSeq and is a predicted model, not a curated record. Gene Ontology annotation, cellular component: nucleolus.